Pomacea canaliculata is the source of this 4217-nucleotide messenger RNA. RefSeq lists its product as uncharacterized. The transcript is spliced from 2 exons. NCBI's taxonomy places the organism in Eukaryota, Metazoa, Mollusca, Gastropoda, Architaenioglossa, Ampullariidae. The coding region runs from base 787 to 1584 and encodes 265 amino acids. The record is from RefSeq and is a predicted model, not a curated record.
CAACCACUACAGCCACAGCCACGUGCGACACCAGCAGCAGCCCCAUCGCUGCUAGCAGUCAAGACGAGAGCUUUAUAAACCACCACAGCCUCGCCCUCCCUGCUUGUAACGCUGCAUAUCGACGAAGAUUCCACACGGACCCAGCAGAAUCAGAAACAACAGGCAGUCUUUGCUUCUCUGGCUCCCAGCAUCAGUCUGCUGCCAGACGUUAUCACACGCCGCACGCGCUCACACAGAGAGACGAGGAUCGACAACCGACUCCGCGCGCAGCUCGGGAAAGUUUCACCUGCUGGCAACUCCGUUAACUUUUUCAACAUCGUUGUUUUUUACAAACCAGAGCUGUCAUUUCGGCUGAUUUCCGCCCUCGUCUUCAACAUACUUUUUCUUCCCUACUUCACAGUGGAAAAAAAAAAAACAACCGAUGCUGGAGCCGACUUCGACAAACUGAAAGUUUGAAAAAUCGUCUCGACGCGAUCUUGGCAUCAAUAGCCGGACCUGGGCACGGAAGCGGUUACAGAAGACAGGUCCACAGGUCAGUUUGGUGAACACGGUGCCAAUGCCACUAGAGGGAAGAGCUCGCAAACAGACUUCUGGCUGAACUCAUUUCUCCUCUUCUGCCGACAUUUUGCCCACCUGCCGAACCCUCCACCUCACCUUUGCGUUGAUAUCCUCGCUGGCAGCGAUCCUGCUGUGCAGCGGUUAUAGCCAUCCGUCCAGAAAGAUUUCUGAGUGCACGUCUGACGUGUUACCUUCCUCACUGUUUGUGGGACUCUCAUCAAACUGUUUAUGUCAAAUCUUCGCUGGGAGAGCGUCCCUAUGGAAGAUAAUAUGUCAACGAAGAAUCUUCUGAAGGUCGACGAGGGCUUGCGACCUCGCGCCAACUCCGACCCGACGAUGGGCGGGAAGAUCAUAACACCAUUCCAGAUGCCCGAGAUCAUGAUCGAGGACUGCGCUGACAACGAUGAGCUGGUGCAGAUCGAUUCUCAGAAGGACCAAGGGGGUCUCUUUGGUCAGGAUGCGAUCCCCCGCCGCCGAGCGAACACCUGUCCGGAGGACUUGUUCCGUAGGAGAAGAACACGCCCGCCUACACCUCCUCCGACAUCCUAUCGCAAGGACCCGAGAACCAAGAUGACCAUCCUGAAGCCGCCGAUGAAGGAAGCCAUUUCUUUCGCGCAUCAUCGUUUGGGGAAGCUCGCCGAGGACUCCAGCGAAGGUGUGUCCCCGUCUUUGGUGUCGUGUGGCAGUGACAGGUCUCGCUCCAAAAGCAUCACAGCCAUACCCUUCCGUAAACCUCUGUCGGACUCACUGGUCCCGAGUUCGGGCUUCUGUGAACACACGUCGGGUGGAUUAGCAAGCAGUGACCCUGCGGAGGAGGACUCCCACUCGUCGCGCCUCAGUCGGUUACCGAAACUCGGUGAUUGUUCAGAUGAGGAGGAGGAGGGUGCAGCAGCAGCAGAAGCAGACAAUAAUUCUUCUGAAUCCGGUGGCAGCGCGGACGAUCUGCCUCGCAAAUCUUCCAAAGAUUGCAGGUUUUCGGAAACCAAGCCCCCUGGCAUAGACAGCGCUCAGCUACAGGCCUGCUGAGACAUGUUUUUGUGACAUCGAUUCCACAGCAGUGAGGAAGAAAUAUCGGGCGGGACGAGACAUGGAAUGGUAUGAAGGGAACAAAGGAAAAAGAGAGUGUGUGCGUGUGUGUGUGUGUGUGUGUUUGAUGAAAACAGAUGAUCGGUGGCCUUUGAUUGAGUCACGGAUGAGUGGUCAAACACAUUUUCCUAGUGUUUUAAAUGUCUUUUACAUCUGGAUAAUCAUGGCGUUUUAAUGAUGUCAGUAUUUUUCUUCCAGACAGUUUAAUCCACAUUUCCUUUGCUCACAACCAUAGUUUUUUUCCCAUCGAUUUUGUUGUUGUUCUGUGGAUAAAAAUCAAAACAAAAAUUCUAGCGUGAUUUAUUGCGCCACAAAAAUCUGUCAAUGGCUGAUAGUAAACUUUUAUAUGAUAUUUUUAUGUUCUUUGGUCUAUUUUUUAGUUUGGAAUACGAUCACAAAGUAUUUUAUAUGUGUGUGUGUGUGCGUUCAAGUAGGAAUGAGAUCUGUUUUGUAACGGAUAAAAGUGGUUUAGUAGUUGGCUUUUGCUAUGAUACCAUUCUGUGAUUUUAUCGUACUUUUGAAAUUAUCAAAGAAUCUUAUUAUCAUUAUCGAAUCGAUUUAUUAAAUUAUUUAUUUUUAAUUCCUUUUGAAUCCGAUUUCGCUCAUACACAAGUUAUUAUCCCAAUAGGCCAAUAGAUACAGUUAGUUGCAGUGAAAACUAACAUCAGCUGUUGCAGGUUUUUCCCAUCUCCCCCACUCGUUAAAUAUUCAAUAAUAAUCCUCUUUCAAACAAUUCAGUCCUAUUAUAAUAUGCUCUUUGAGAGCAACAUGUAUGCAGCUAUUUAACUGUAGGCGUUAGUGAAAAGCUGUGAUGACAAGUACCUCCGAAAGCUGACAAUCCCUGGAGCUCAGUGGUGUAUAAUCCUCAUGACUGACUUCUCUUCCUCCUCUGAGGACACCACACUGUCGACAACAAAGGAAGUAAACAUCUGAUGCCACUUCCCCAGCGAGAGGACGAAGGUCAAGAUGCCGGUCUGUUUACUGGCUCAGCCAUGCUGACAACAAGAAAGCUUUUCUUUUCUUGUUUUGAAGAGAUCGUGUGGCGAUACUUUAGAUGCAGCCAUCAGUGUAGUAGAUCGUCGUUCGUUCGUUUCAUCAUUGCAUCCCUUGACACUGAUGCGAGCUGCGGGUGGUAGGAUGGGGAAGCUGGAUAGACACAGCAGCUGACAAGCUCAUCUCUAUGGCUGUGAGAAAUUCCUUCAUGGAACGGCCAGUCUACUCCUCUAUGUUUUCCAGCCAGAAUUGUGGUUCCCAAUCUUAGACAAGCCUAAAAUGUUUCCAUAUUAAAUCAUCUCUUAUUUCUAAUUUUCUAGCUGAGUUAAUGGAAAACGGCCAUAUCGCUAAAUCACACAGAAGUCUUGCGAUUCUAUGACCGUUUCCAGCACCACUAGUGUUUCUAUUCUCUAGGCCAGACAACAUUGUAUAUCUCCAUUACCAAUAGCUCUGUGGGUGGAAUGAGAGACUGGCAGGGGAAGACAGCUGCAGACUUUAGUGGAAAGUAAAGAUUGGUCCAGGUCUCCUAUAAAUCCUUCACCUCUUCUGUAAACAACGAGAGGGUAAGAAAGACGAGCUGAAGACCUCUUCAUGUUUAAGCUCUGCAGCAGUUCGACCAGACGAUGACCCCCGCUGCACUUUAGUGUUCGUCACUGGGAAAAAAAGCAAAAUCACAGUAAAAGAAGUGAAGGGCAGGAUUGAUCAGAUUCGAAGGUUUCUUUGGCAAGAAUGUGUACUUAAGCGAAAAGAUGUCAUCUCCAUUAGACUAAAAAGCAACAGCGAUAGACGGGAGCCAGGUUAACACGAACAAUGGGGAAUGUGAUUCUUAGUUGUCACCUUUUCACCACAGACUUUCACCUACACACUUUGUCUCAAUAUAACGUUUAUUGUAAGGUUCUGGACACAUAAUUCUUUAAUUUUGCUUCUUACAUUAUAACUGAUUUUAAUACAUAAAUAUUUUUCUCAUAUAUAAAAAGACUGUAAAGACAAAUCAAAUUUUGUUUUUUAUGUAAUAUUUGUGGUGUUGUUUGUAUCCCUCUGUAAUGUUCAUUGUCUGUCAUUACAUUGCUGACUGGCCGCAAUCAUUCCGUUUGAUCUUUGGCUAAUGCGAGCCAUGGCAGCCUGUAGUAACAAGUAUGUUGACCCUGGCUUCUCUGCUCUCCAUUGAUAACAGACAUCGCUAGACAUCAUUGUCAUCACAGUGUGGACCAUUGAAUACACAAUGUUUUUAUGUACUUUUUAUGACUACACUUAAAGAUAUCAGAAUCCUACUUAUCAUGAAGUUGUUAACCAUUUUAUUAACCAUAUCUGUGAUGAGCAUUGAAAACAAUUCUCUAUCAUGAAUUUUGUUUGAUGAUGAUGAUGACGAUGACGACGAUGAUGAUUGGCAAAUUUAUAGAAUCACAACAUUUAGAUGGCGUUGUUUUAUUGGCGCUUUGCUCAAUGACCAUGUAACUCUCCUGUCACCCAGAUGUCUCAGAACAAAUGCAAUGUUACCAUUGGCUGAAGGAUGAUAAAUUAUAUGAUGAAUUAUUACUGUGAAAAUACUUCAGUGUUAUUUAAAAUAAUAAUGAACUUCA